AUGUGCGCGAUAGCGACAGGGCCUAACUCCAUUCCAGUCUCCCCGGAUUGGGAGAAGAGGUUGCAUAUGGGGACUGAGCGGAAACGCACCGAGGGUCCGGAUGUGGGGAAGACUCAGCAACCACCGGCAGACCAGUCCCACGCCGAGACUACGUCGCCUAUCAAGGAAUGGACUAGGCGUAAAAUGGACCGCAGCGGCGAGCAGAACGACGCAGCUACAGAAGGGGACCGCCCGCAGGACACGGACACGGAAGAACUGCAAUGGUGGCGCGAGCAGAAGGUGCAGGAAGAUACCACGCCCCAGGGGACACUGUGUAGUGUGGGUGUGACCGCCGUGCUAAGAGUCGAAGUGGCCGGCAACCAGUGUGAAGCUCUACUGGAUACCGGCGCCUCGAGGAGCUUCAUUAGCCCAGGGGCGGUAGAACGCUUGCAGCUGAGAACAAGGAAGCUGCCUGAGGAACACGUGUUCACCAUAGCUAACGGUGCGCAGUUGAGGAUAGAUCGAGUGGUGAAGGGGCUCACAAUGUGGUGUGGGACGGCCCGCCUAGCUGGCGACUUCUUAGUCGGGCCGGUGCCGUAUGACCUAGUGGUGGGGCUUGAUUGGCUGACUACGCAUAGGGUAGCCUGGUAUUUCCAGUCUGAUAAGCUACGUACGUAUGUGGAUGGCCAGUGGUGCGAUCUACCAGUUGUUCGUGCCGCCGAGGCCACACAACGGAACGGCAGUACUCAAGGGACGCUGGAGGAGAGGCAAGGGGCUUUAUGUUGUGCCUUGGUUGAAACCUCCCUUUCCAAUCCCCGCCGGCAGUGUCUUAAGGCUCUACCCGCUUCCGCGUAUACCGACGACGAGGAAACGUCUCCUUGGCCAACGGCCAAACUAGAGUACUCGAAUUUCGAUACGUGGCUAAACUCCGAGGAGGCGCAGGAAACUCCCCGAGUGAUACUGGAGGUGUUGUGUGCCAACCGUGCGGUCUUUCCGGAUAAACUUCCUACCGGGCUGCCACCGAAACGCCCCCACGAUCACCGAAUUCUUCUCGUGCCAGGGAAACUCCCUGCGAAAUCGGCGAUCUACCGCAUGACCCCCGAACAACUUCUAUUUCACAAGCAGGAGAUAGCUAAGCUGUCUACUAAUGGGUGGAUCGGCCCUACUUACUCUCCGAUCUGCGCACCUACGACCGAGAUGCAAUAUGAUCGCGAACCCGCAAUGGAGACGGACGUGGCUCUGCGUCUAGUGGAGGAGAGGCAAGGGGCUUUAUGUUGUGCCUUGGUUGAAACCUCCCUUUCCAAUCCCCGCCGGCAGUGUCUUAAGGCUCUACCCGCUUCCGCGUAUACCGACGACGAGGAAACGUCUCCUUGGCCAACGGCCAAACUAGAGUACUCGAAUUUCGAUACGUGGCUAAACUCCGAGGAGGCGCAGGAAACUCCCCGAGUGAUACUGGAGGUGUUGUGUGCCAACCGUGCGGUCUUUCCGGAUAAACUUCCUACCGGGCUGCCACCGAAACGCCCCCACGAUCACCGAAUUCUUCUCGUGCCAGGGAAACUCCCUGCGAAAUCGGCGAUCUACCGCAUGACCCCCGAACAACUUCUAUUUCACAAGCAGGAGAUAGCUAAGCUGUCUACUAAUGGGUGGAUCGGCCCUACUUACUCUCCGAUCUGCGCACCUACGAUUAUGGUGGAUAAGCGAAGCGAUGAGACGGGCGA
Molecule: messenger RNA, 1697 nt
Organism: Eimeria necatrix
Lineage: Eukaryota; Apicomplexa; Conoidasida; Eucoccidiorida; Eimeriidae
Exons: 2
Biological process (GO): proteolysis
Molecular function (GO): aspartic-type endopeptidase activity
Source: RefSeq, a predicted model, not a curated record